Kickxella alabastrina is the source of this 982-nucleotide messenger RNA. RefSeq lists its product as uncharacterized. The record is from RefSeq and is a predicted model, not a curated record. Gene Ontology annotation, biological process: tRNA wobble uridine modification. Bases 44 to 883 code for a protein of 279 amino acids. NCBI's taxonomy places the organism in Eukaryota, Fungi, Kickxellomycota, Kickxellomycetes, Kickxellales, Kickxellaceae. The transcript has a single exon. Gene Ontology annotation, cellular component: elongator holoenzyme complex.
AUUUUUUAUCAUACUUUUAAAAUUCAGAAUAAAAAAAAAGAAAAUGGGCAGUUACAAAACACUUUCCUCCAGUUUGAAUUGGCCCAGCGGGCUCGGCGACCAAGGCACGGUGACCUUGGUGACGAGCGUCGGUCUAGGAGCCAAUGACGGCACGGUUUUAAUUCCGCAUUUCCUCACGAGUGCAUAUGAGCAAAAAUUGCCUGCAAUCUUGGUUAGUUUCACACAAACGUAUAAUCAUUAUUUGCAUAUUAUGCGCAAAAUGGGUAUGGCCAAGACCAAGUUCAAGUUUGUCAAUGCUCUGGCUACUACCAUGGUUGGACAGAAGGAAGGGGGGCUGGAGGCUUUGCCUUUGGUGACUAGGCCGGACUAUACGUUGAGGCGUGGUGAAUGGAGUGGAUUUUUCCAAUGGUUGAGUGACCAGACAACUAUAGCAGCAGCAGCAGCAGCAGCAGCAACAGUGGAGGUGGAGCAGGGGGAACAGGGUGGUGUGGUUUUGGUCGUGGAUGGAUUAUGUUCGUUGGUAGAUUUAGGCAUGGAUAUAUCGGAGGUUGUGUGGUUCAUGGAUUGCUGUCGCAGAGUCUUAGGCUCGAAGGGAAGAAUAGUUGUGGGUGUUUUGUUGGAUGAGUUUACGGAGGAUUUGGUCAGGGAGUUGGUCAGAAAGUCGCAUUAUUACUUUGGGUUUACGGCUUUGGUCUCGGGAUCGUCCAGGGAUAUCUCUGGUCAGGUUACCGUUGUGCCUGGUCAGCUUUAUUGCCAGUUGCAGAAUCUGCAGAACAACAGUGGUGGUGGUGGGAGGGAGUUUAAACCGCUUGUGCUGCAUUACUGUGUUUCUGACACCAAUGUGCAGUUUUUUUCGCCCGGUCAGUCGCACAUAGUGCUUUGAAAUAUAAAGUAAAUAGAAAAGAGCAAGGAAAAAUAGAUAGAGAAGAGAUAUACAAGCCAGAUAUAAAAAUAUCGUGGUGGUGGUGGGGGGUAUUUUUAU